Messenger RNA from Eupeodes corollae, 636 nucleotides. RefSeq lists its product as uncharacterized. NCBI's taxonomy places the organism in Eukaryota, Metazoa, Arthropoda, Insecta, Diptera, Syrphidae. The record is from RefSeq and is a predicted model, not a curated record. Bases 107 to 538 code for a protein of 143 amino acids. The transcript has 3 exons.
UACGAAAAUCAAUUUAUUUAUUUAUUGAAAAAUUUUUCGUAGAGAAACUUGUGUGUGUUUUUGAAUAUCGAAAUUAAUAGUAUUUAUUAUAUCAAAUUUUGAAAAUAUGGAUAAUGUUUUACCAUUGAUCUUGGAAUCCCUUAGUUCCAAACCUGAAUCAGAGGAAACUGAGAAAAAUCUUUUAAAAGAAUUGAGGGCCAAAUUCAAAGGUAAAAAUCUUAAAAGCAAGAAUUUAAAGAAAAGCUUCGAAGAAGCUAUUGUUAUCGGAGAAGAUUUGGGAAUAAUACGAUUGUUCAAUGAAAACAUACGAAUGCCUUUUGCUUUGAAAAAUAAGAAAAACAAGGAAGAGAAUGCGGUACCACAACCAAGUCGAAGUAUGUCUGUGCCUGCCAAAACCUCAAAAAAGGAUGAAUUGGCUACAACUGAUAGGAUGCGUAGAGGUCGCAGCCGAAGAGGCAGUCGUAGAGGAAGAAGCCGUAGUCGAAGCCGUAGAGGACGUUCCCGAAGUAGUCGAAGACGGCGACGUUCACGAAGAUAAGGAAAUUGUAUUUCAAUUUUUUUUUUUCUAAAUGUUAAAUUGUACAUGAUUUAAAAAACACAUUAAAAUAUGAAGUGCUUUGUAAUCAAAGAUCUAAU